AUGGCUACGAUUGUUGCUCCUGAGAAGACGUCUCCUAUUGAUGAUGCCUAUGUUAUCAAAAAAUCAUGCAGAGGAUUAGGAACCGAUGAGUCAGCAAUAAUUUUAUUGUUGGGUCACCGAAAUGCAAGUCAAAUAAAGCUAAUUAAACAAGCUUAUCGAGAAGUAUAUCAGGAAGAUCUCAUCAAGCAGCUUAAAUGUGAAAUUUCAGGGGAUUUUGAGAAAGCAAUAUGCCAAUGGGUUAUCGAUCCUGUUGAUCGUGAUGCAAUUCUAAUCCAUGAGGCAUUGAAGAAAGCAAUACCUGAUUACAAUUUAGUAGCGGAGAUUGUGAGUAUCAAAUCACCUGAAGAACUCCUCACAGUUAAGCGUGCUUAUCACAAAAUCUACAAGCGCGCGCUUGAAGAAGAUGUUGCAGCUCACACCACUGGUAAAAUUAGAAAAUUUUUGGUGGGAAUUGUUAGCACAUACAAGUACCAUGGUGAUGAAAUUGAUGAGAUAGUAGCAUACUCAGAUGCAAAUACUCUUCGCGAUGAAAUUCAGGAUGAACAAUCUUUCCACGACGAGGUCACAAGAAUUAUCAGCACAAGGAGCAAGCAACAACUCUUGGCUACCUUCAAUCAGUUCAAGGACAUUCAUGGAACCUCCAUUUCAAGGGCUCUAAGAGGUGCACCAGAACAAGAAUUUUUUCAGACUGUAAGAGUGGCUGUUAAAUGCAUCAAAAAUCCUCAAAAGUACUUUGCUAAGAUCUUGCGCAAUGCGAUUGUUGGACUUGGAACGGAUGAAGAUGUUCUUACUCGUGUGAUUGUUACACGAGCAGAAAUCGACUUGAAAGAAAUAAAGGAAUUAUACUUGGAGAGGAACAACAUUUCCCUUGAUCAAGCUGUAGCUGGAGAUACUUCAGGAGAUUACAGAGCAUUUUUACUAACUUUGUUGGGAAGUGAUGGAUAUUGAGACCUUAAAUUAGAGCAUUUCUAAUAAAUAAGAACAUUAAGAAG
Chenopodium quinoa (quinoa) is the source of this 992-nucleotide messenger RNA. RefSeq names its product annexin D8-like. Gene Ontology annotation, cellular component: cytoplasm. Gene Ontology annotation, molecular function: calcium ion binding; calcium-dependent phospholipid binding. The transcript has 6 exons. The record is from RefSeq and is a predicted model, not a curated record. NCBI's taxonomy places the organism in Eukaryota, Viridiplantae, Streptophyta, Magnoliopsida, Caryophyllales, Amaranthaceae. The coding region runs from base 1 to 948 and encodes 315 amino acids.